Molecule: messenger RNA, 978 nt
Organism: Cyclocybe aegerita
Lineage: Eukaryota; Fungi; Basidiomycota; Agaricomycetes; Agaricales; Hemipholiotaceae
Source: the annotation of a GenBank genome assembly
AUGGCACCGAAACCCUCAGCGAAGUCCACAAACUCGCCAACAUCGACCGGAAAGGCCAGCUGGAAAGAUCACAAAUCGACUCCAAGACAGCCGCUAUCAACGCAGGAGCGCUUGAGACGCCUCUUCACCUCGCUCUGUGCCCAGAUUGACGGCGGUCAUUUCGGAAACGCUGUAAAGACAUGCGACAAAAUACUGCGGUUGGAACCAAAGGACUCAGAUGCCCGACAGACGAAGCUGUUCCUCUUGCUGCAGACCGAGCAAUACAACGCCGCUCUUGACCUCAUAAACUCUAACGAUGACAAGGAUAAACAUGCGUACGAACGCGCAUACUGCUUAUACCGACUGCAACGUGAAGCAGAGGCACGGGAGACUCUCGAGGUGAUCAAGAAGGAGAAGGGAGAAGAUGAUCGGGGUAUAGUUCAUUUGGAGGCACAGCUGAAUUAUCGCGAAGGGUCAUACCAAGAUGCGUUCGAAUUGUACAACCAACUUCUCGACACGGCCGAACCUAACUCGGAAGAGCAUUCAGACAUUUUGACUAACCUUCAAGCGGCUCAAAAGCACCUUGAUUUCAUUGAUACCGGGUUCCUACAGGCCGUUGAUGCCCUCCCAAGCUCAAUCACUUCCACCCUCCAGUCGGCUCCUCCACCCGUCCGACAGCAGGCCUCGGCUGCUUCUACAUUGGUUUCAGCGUCCGCCUCUUCCAAAACACCGGCUGACAACCAGGACAGCAAACCCGCUCCGAAGAAGGUGCGAAUGAAGCGUGUGCCCGCUGGGGUCAUCCCUGGUGUUACACCCCCGCCAGAUCCAGAGAGGUGGUUGAAGAAGAGCGAGAGGUCAACAUUCCAUCAAGGCAAGAGACGGAGGGGUGGUGGUGGUGCCACGCAAGGAAGCGCGACCGUGGAGAGCGUGCCUCCCCAAACUGGAAGCGGUAGCCACUCUUCUAAAGGUGCUGGGGGUAAAGGGAAGAAGAAAAGGUAG